UUUUUAGGAAUAUGGAUGAAAUAGAAGAAAUUCAAGAGCUAUCAAAGGAGAGUGAAUCUCCAAAAAGACCAACUCUUGGUCCCAUUAUGACCAAGAACCCCACUAGUCCAUUAGAAAAAGUUAUUAGCUUUAAAAGGCAUCAUCAUGAAGAGAGUAAAGAGAUGUUUCAGGCAUACAGAGAUUUAAUAAUAGAAAGGAGAGAAGAUAACUCAGCCCCUUCAUCUAUUUCUGAGAGCCACUCCUCUGAGGAUUCAGGGAGUAUAGAAGAAGAGAAGCAUCCUAUGGUGACUGAGCCUAAGAGACCUUGCAAGCCGAACCUGAUGGACUGAGAAUUCAUGGAAAUUAAAUAAUGUAUUCUCAACAUGAUCUGAUAAAAGAAAAAAGUAAUGAUGAAGAGGAUACACCAGAUAGUCUGAAUGUCAAGCCAACAGAUCUCAAUACAAGUGUCUUCAGGAUAAUAAUCCAUAUUUGAUUUCUUGUUAUCUAUAUAAUCUCAUGCUCUUCCUCUCAAAAGAUCGGAAGUGCUAACUCGAUGGCCCGAACAGUGACUGAUAUCUUUGAGUCAAGGCCUUAUAACAAAAAUGGAGAUACAUAUGAAAAGAUCACAGAGAAGGAAGAUCUUUACCAGUUCUUUGGAAAUGUCAUCAUUGCUCAAAUUUAUGAUGAGUCCCAGAAGGAAUUCGAAGCAAUGGCUGAAGGAUACCAUUAUCUCAGCUACUCUAAUUAUUUUUGAGGUCUGAGGUUGACUCAUAAUCGUGCUCUAGCUCAGACCAAUACUGAUGCUUAUAAGGAAAAGAUUCCUGUAACUAGAAAAGGAAAUUAUAAAGGCAAAUCAAAUCAAAGACAAAGUAACUUGCAUACAGAACCCUUCGGAACAGAUAACACGAAAUACUCUAAAAACGGAGGAUAUAAAGGAAAAGGUGGAUAUGUUCAUUACUUUGAUGACUCUUUGGAUUAUUAUGAAGCUUUAAUACAAUAUGCAACCCUUCUAGAAGAUGGAGUCUUUGAAGGAGACCUUGUCAACCUUGUUGUUGAAAUAAUGCUAUAUAAUGAAAAUUUUCAGGUCGGAAUAAACCUUGCCUAUGAAUUCAUGAUAAAUAAUGCAGGGAAGAUAGAGACAUACAAGGAUAUUCAAGCUUUCUAUGUGAGCAGGUACAGCAAAGAUUAUCACCAAUCAUCUAAAUUUCUCCAAUAUUUUUUCAUGUCUUUGGAUAUAAUCUUCUUUCUCGGACUGCUCUUUUACAGUUACGAAAUUGGAAAAGUAAUCAUAAGAGUGGUAAAAGAAUUAUUUAGGCUAGGAGAGAUUAAUGUAUUCUGGUAUGAAGUGAUAGAUCUUAUCAUCAUUUUGCUUAGCCACAUUACGAUUGUAUUCUGGGGAUUGAUAGUCAUAAACCCACGGGAUAUAAAACUUCCUGUUGAUCAAGAUCAAUUUCAAGAUUAUGCUGAGUUAGGAGGAAUAACUAGCAUAUUCAAAUAUAUCAUCUGUAUUAAUAUUAUCUUGAUAUGCAUCAGAUCUCUCAAGUUACUCACAGUGAAAUUUCCUUCCUUUAGUGCCCUAUUUGAUACUGUAAGGAUUGCUUUCAAUGAUUUCAUAAUAUGGUUUCUGGUAAUCACAAUCCUACUAUGUGGAUUUGUGUACAUGUCAAUGUUCCUUGUGGGGACAUACGACCCUGAAAGCGAUAAUUUCCUCAAUGUUUAUAUCAGAAUGCUGAACUUGACAUUUGGAUUCACUUCAAUAUCAAUAGAAGAAAAUGGAGAUAACAAUUUAUCUACUUUAGCAAGAUUUAUGAGUUUGGUGUUUGUUAUUGUUUUUAUCUUACUGUUAUCCAAAAUGUUGAUGACAAUCGUAAUCAUCAGAUACAUUUACCUCAGGUCAUGAACUCAGUUGUACAAUGAAGCAAUUGCUCGAAUCACCUACAAAGAUAGCAAUCUUUUAUAUGUGUUCUUCCCCAAAAAGAUUGAAAAACCGAAAGAUUCUGAAGAAAAAGACGAAGUCUUUGAUGAAAGGAAUGCUGGCUUUACAAUAAGAGAAAGAAUCUGCUACAGAAUCCAAAGAAUUCUAAGGCCAAAGGAAAUCAAGAGCAAAGAUGAGAUAGAUAAAGAGAUUAUAGACAUCAUUCAGCAGAUCAAGAAAGAAAAGGAAGAUAAGAGAAAGAAGCGGCUUGAAAGAGUCGGUCUCAGGAGUAUAGGAAGAAUGAAGAAUAGGCUCUACAGUCUUCUUCUGCAUAGCAUUUUUUAGUAUCAUUUUUAUUUUUGUUUCACUUUAUCAUAUUGAUAAUACUUCCUCAUUCGAACAUCAUAAUGUGAAGGAAUACAUAAAGUCACAAGAAUUUGUACUAGCCUCUGAUUUAUUUGGAGGAGGAAUCUUUGGAAGAAGAGUUCUCAAGGAAAAUUUUGGAAAAAAGUUUAAAAGGUCAAUUACAGGUCCCCCUGUGUCUGGUAGCGACCCUUCUGACGAAAAACCUUCAGAAGAAACGCCAGAUGAUGUUCCUGAAGAAGACUAUCCAGAAGAAGACUAUCCAGAAGAAGACUAUCCAGAAGAAGAGUAUCCAGAAGAAGAUUAUCCAGAAGGAGAUACACCAACUAAUAGCACAGAUCCAGGCAAUGAACUUUUAAGAAAUAUUUAUCUUUCUUUCGACGAUAUCAGUGAAACUAAAAUGAUUGAAGAUUGGAUGUAUGAUAUUCUCUUCACAACCAUAUUUGAUGAUGAUUACAAAAUCAAAGACCAGAAUUUCGUGAUUGGAAUACCAGUGAUAUUCCUUGCCGUAAGAAGGACUAAGGAGCAUCAAAACAAAGAUUCUGAUACAAAUAAAAUUUUUCCUAAUUAUAUUUCAUAUGAAGAGCACUCGAUCUAUACAAAAUUAGGGGAUGAAGCGUACAAGGAAGACAUCAAUCUUCGCAAUGGAGAGGUAGUCAAGUAUAACCCUGAGGGAAGGGAUGGGACUGUAAAAGAUGCAGGAGGAUACAGAUUUCCAAUACCAAGAGAUAAGGACCAAGCUUAUUCAAUAGACGUAUUCGGGGAAGAUGAACUAAUCGCUCCAAGCUGGGUGAACAUCGCUUUUGCUUUCUUCUAUGUUAACAGGAACAAUCACAAUUUUGUAAUAAAUUUCAUACAAUUUGACAGACUUCCCUCAGGUGAGAUCAGAAGUGGUUACGAUAUUGGAGCAACAAGAUUCCGAUACAAAUCCCAUCUCGAUAGGUUUAUCUUAUUCCUCGAAAUUGUGUGGCUAUGAAUCUUAUCUUUUUAUUGGUAUAUUCUAAUCAAAACAAUUUUCCUUAUUUUCAAGAAAUAUGUUGACAAAAGUAUUGAAAAACAGCCUCCUCAUAUGCGCCGUGCUUUUUAUCUCCUAAGAGUAAUGAGAAUUGAUUGAAGGGAGAUCCAUGGAUACAAAACAUGUCAGGGGCUUUGGUAUAUCAUGAAGAAGUUAACUAUUUGUCUCUUAAAAUUAUCCUUCUACAUUGUAAAAGCAAUUUUAAAAUACUCAUUCUCUUCAAUCUACAAUAUUGUUCAUUUUAUAUCACUGAUCCUCAUUUUGGUGCUGAUAAGAAUCUGGAUAAGAAUAGCAACGCAAUCAGAAUUUAAGAUCCAAUCAGAUGGGAAUGCUCCUGGAUGUUUCGAUUACAUAAGCGAUACAGUCUAUCUCCUCUCUGAUUAUCGUAUUUAUACUUCUAUUUUAUCCAUCCUCUUGUUCUUCAGGCUAACAAAACUAUUUGAUCUUAGUCAAAAGUUGGCGAUAUUCACUGAUAUAAUCACAGAGUCAGCCACAGAUCUGAUGUUCUUUAUUCUGAUGUUUACUGUCUUUCUUUGAGGAUAUUCUCUAAUUGCUCACUUCCAGUUUGGAAUCUCGAAUGAAGAAUACCGAGAAGUAGCCCACACUGUUCUAGCCCUUGUCAGAUUAGCCAGUGGAUCUGGAAACCUUGAUAAUCAAAAUGUUUAUAGUUCAUUUGAUAAAGACAUGUUUAGGAUCAGCUUCAUUAUGAUCAUGAUUUUGCUAUUAAACAUGAUGGCUUCAAUUAUAAUUUCUCACUAUGUUGAACAAUACAUUGCAAGUAUGUCGAUUUAUACAGGAGAAGAGGAGAGUAAGAAUAAUCUAUGGAAGAAAAUAACCCACAAAUUCAAUUCUUAUUGCUGCAAAUGCUUCAAAGAUGCUCAAGAAGAGGAAGAAAAUCCUAAAAGAAGCAAACCAAACGUAACUAAUUUAAAAAUCAAAGAGAGAUUUUUCAAAAAUAAUUCUCUUAAGAUGUACACUCAUAUCAAUGAUAAAUCAGUGGAGCUUGAAAAUAACCUCGAGGCUCAGAUGGAGUUGAACUUUUGGGUGACUAAUCUAACUUCGAAAGUUUCUCAACUAUUAUAUAAAAACUACACUAAUCAACUAGUCAAUAAUGAACACGAUGUUCUUGAUUAUGUAGAACAUCCGCCUUGAUCUUGUGGAAAGCUGCAUGACCAAGAUUGUCCAGAAGUCAGAUUUGAUGAAACUCAAAUCGUAUUCUUAAUGCGGAGAGAAGGCAAGCAGAUUAAGAUCUGGGAAAAGUCAGAAAUAAGCAAGAAAUUCAAACUUUGGAAAGCAGCACAAAUCAACUAUGACCAAACUGAAGGCUCAAAUGACAGUUAUGUGGACAAGUUUUCGGAUUCAAUGGAUAAUUCUAAUUCAAGGGAGCAAGUUCCAGACUCUCACGAAAGGUUUAAGAGUAAUGCUCCACUUCAAAACCAAUUUGAUUCACAUGCACAUGAAUCUGAGGAAGAUUUCUCUGGGGGAGAGUUAUCUUUAAACAUUAUUGAGCAGCAUACACAUUUUGAUGAAGAAAAGAAACCACAUGGGAUGAUUUCUGAUAUUCAGAAGCAACUAUGGUGGCAUCACACAGACAACCAUGAAAGAAUCAGGAUCUUCAAAAAGUUAUCUUUCACUAUGAAGGUUCAACUAUGGAACUCAAUUGGAUUCUCAAGAGAACAUUUUAAAAAAGCUGGUAUCCUUGCUGAUAAUGAAGAGUUUGACUAUUUUAAAUGAGUCCAAAGGCUAGAUUUCAAACAAAUAAAUAAGCUAGCAGUCACAAUCAUUGAGGAAAGCAAUCUUACAAAAGGAGAAUACUUCACAAGUCUGAACAAAGGCAUAUGGAAAAACAAUAAACGUGGGUGAAAGCUAGAUGCUAGGGCAUGUAUUUGGUUUGAAAUCCCCCUAUACUUAAAAUUCCAGCUUUAUAUUAAUACAAAUUCUAAAAAUGAUGCAAAAGUGUUGGCAAUUAUGCUUUACAGUCAGUUCAAAUUCUUGAAAGAAAUAAUAUCUUCUGACCUGAAGAAGGGACAAAAAGUUGGUGGCAAGCAGAUUAAGUAUAUCAUAAAAUUUGAUGCUCCUCUUGAAUCCACUUUGAAAAAUUUAAUUUACAAAAAGUAUUAUAUGAAUCUAUGAGAGCUCAAGGCUAAUAUAUGCAGUUUCAAAUUCAUGAAUCUCCAGAUGGACAAAAUUUACAACGAGGAUUCCCAGAUUUUGAACUACAUCAGAGUUCUUUAUCAAAGAAUAGCUGAUAUCUAUCAAAACAAAAAGAAAGACUGCCGUCCAAAAGUUAUUAAAGGAAAAGUUUUGAAGCUGAGUAAAAAGCAAGAACUCUUGGAUGAAAGAGCCCUAAAAUUCUCUGAAACAAAAUUAUUCAGGAAAAUUACAGAGAUCAGUAAGAGAGCUGAAGACCUUAGAUAAAUAC
Molecule: messenger RNA, 5694 nt
Organism: Moneuplotes crassus
Lineage: Eukaryota; Ciliophora; Spirotrichea; Euplotida; Euplotidae
Source: the annotation of a GenBank genome assembly